AUGAGUUGUAGGGAGGGAUUUAUGUCACCACAAACAGAGACUAAAGCAGGUGUUGGAUUCAAAGCGGGUGUUAAAGAGUACAAAUUGACUUAUUAUACUCCUGAAUACGAAACCAAAGAUACUGAUAUCUUGGCAGCAUUCCGAGUAACUCCUCAACCUGGAGUUCCGCCUGAAGAAGCAGGGGCCGCGGUAGCUGCCGAAUCUUCUACUGGUACAUGGACAACUGUGUGGACCGAUGGACUUACCAGUCUUGAUCGUUACAAAGGGCGAUGCUACCACAUUGAGCCCGUUCCUGGAGAAAAAGAUCAAUAUAUCUGUUAUGUAGCUUACCCUUUAGACCUUUUUGAAGAAGGGUCUGUUACUAACAUGUUUACUUCCAUUGUAGGAAAUGUAUUUGGAUUCAAAGCUCUACGUGCUCUACGUCUGGAAGAUCUGCGAAUUCCUGUUGCUUAUGUUAAAACUUUCCAAGGCCCGCCUCAUGGGAUCCAAGCUGAGAGAGAUAAAUUGAACAAGUACGGUCGUCCUCUGCUGGGAUGUACUAUUAAACCUAAAUUGGGGUUAUCUGCUAAAAACUAUGGUAGAGCGGUUUAUGAAUGUCUUCGCGGUGGACUUGAUUUUACCAAAGAUGAU
Messenger RNA from Salvia hispanica, 630 nucleotides. NCBI's taxonomy places the organism in Eukaryota, Viridiplantae, Streptophyta, Magnoliopsida, Lamiales, Lamiaceae. The record is from RefSeq and is a predicted model, not a curated record.